Molecule: messenger RNA, 7546 nt
Organism: Platichthys flesus (European flounder)
Lineage: Eukaryota; Metazoa; Chordata; Actinopteri; Pleuronectiformes; Pleuronectidae
Gene: col14a1b
Product: collagen, type XIV, alpha 1b
Exons: 48
Coding region: 146-5737 (1863 amino acids)
Cellular component (GO): interstitial matrix
Molecular function (GO): protein binding
Source: RefSeq, a predicted model, not a curated record
GAACUGAGGAGCUGUGGAGGAGAACAUCUGCUCUGUGGAGGAGAACUGAGGAGCUGUGGAGGAGAACAUCUGCUCUGUGGAGGAGAACUGAGGAGCUGUGGAGGAGAACAUCGGAGCUGAGGAGGUCACGUCUUGCUGUCCCAGGAUGCAUUGCUCCAUCAGGCCGGGUCUGUGCCUGCUGGGCUUGGUUCUCAUCUCUCUGGUCCCUCAGCCGGCGCGAGGCCAAGUUUCAUCACCGCGAAGAUUCCGAGCCAAAGUCCUGAGUCCCACGAAGCUGCAGGUUCUGUGGAAGGAGCCGAAAGGAGAGUUUGAAAGCUACAAGGUGGUUUACACCACACGACCAGGUGGACAGAAGGAGGAAGUUCAGGUCUCGAAACAGGAAGCCAAGCUGCUCAUCGAGAACUUUGACCCGUCCAAAGAAUACGACUUUCAAAUCGUUGCAGUCAGUGGAGGACGCGAGAGUAAACCUCUCCAGGCCAAACAUGAAGCUCAGCGAUCAGGCAUCGAGGUGGUUCGGUCCCAGGGGAGACAAGACGCCGGGGUCACUGAGGACAACAACGAGAUCUUGGAAGCUGAAGAAGGAUUCACGUGUAAGACUCCAGCCAUCUCUGACAUCGUGAUCCUGGUGGACGGCUCCUGGAGCAUCGGCCGCAUCAACUUCAGGCUGGUCAGGAGCUUCCUGGAGAACCUGGUCCGGGCCUUCAGCGUGGACAUCGACAGGACCCGGAUCGGUCUGGCUCAGUACAGCGGAGACCCCCGGAUCGAGUGGCAUCUGAACGCUCACAGCACCAAAGAGGCCGUGAUGGACGCAGUGAAGAACCUGCCGUAUAAAGGAGGAAACACACUGACAGGUCUGGCUCUGACCUUCAUCCUGGAGAACAGCUUCAAACCAGAGUCUGGAUCCAGAUCCGGCGUUCCCAAGAUCGGGAUCCUGAUCACGGACGGGAAGUCGCAGGACGAUGUGAUUCCUCCGGCUCAGAGCCUGAGGGACGCAGGCAUCGAGCUGUUCGCCAUCGGUGUGAAGAACGCUGACGAGAACGAGCUGAAGGCCAUCGCCUCCCCCCCGGAGGACACGCACGUCUACGUGGUGGCGGACUUCGCGGUGAUGAGCGACAUCGUGGAGGGACUGACCAAGACGGUGUGCGACCGCAUGGAGCAGCUCGACAAACAGAUCCGAGGGGGGUCUCCCGUCCUGCCCCCCACCUCCAUAGCUCCGCCCCGUGACCUGGUGACCUCUGACAUCACAGCUCGUAGUUUCCGUGUGGCGUGGACUCACGCUCCGGGUCAGGUGGAGAAGUACCGUGUGGUCUACUACCCAGCCAGCGGAGCGCAGCCGGAGGAAAAGGUGGUUCAAGGCUCCGAGGACAGCGUGGAGCUGACCUACCUGAACUCCCUGACCGAGUACCAGGUGGCCGUGUUCGCCGUGUACCGCAGCUCGGCCAGCGAGGCCCUGAGAGGCAGCGCCACCACACUGGCGCUGCCGAUGGUGAACGAGCUGGAGUUGUUUGACAUCACUCACAGCACCAUGAGGGUUCGCUGGAAGGUCGCCGCCGGGGCUUCUGGGUACAUGAUCCUCUACGCCCCGCUGACGGAGGGAGACCCUGCGGACGAGAAAGAGGUGAAGGUGGCGGACUCGGUGAACGAGGUGGAGCUCGAGGGGUUGACCCCGGCCACCGAGUACACGGUGACCGUUUACGCCAUGUACGGAGAGGAGGCCAGCGACCCCAUGACCAGUCAACAGACCACACUUCCUCUGACUCCGGCGAGGAAUCUGCGAUUCUCAGACGUGGACCAUAGCUCCGCCCAGCUCACGUGGGACUCCGCCUCCAGGAAGGUAAAAGGUUACCGCGUCAUGUACGUGAAAACUGACGGGGUCCUGACCAAUGAGGUGGAGGUCGGCCGUGUCACCAGCUGGCUGCUGAGGAACCUGACGUCCCUGACGGAGUACACCGUCGGUGUGUUCGCCGUCUACGACGAGGGACAAGCUGAGGCCGUGACUGACAGCUUCACCACCAAGACAGUUCCAGACCCACUGGACAUGAAGAUCACUGACAUCUCUACUGACAGCUUCAGGGUGUCAUGGCAGCACCCGGCCUCUGAUGUGGUGCUGUACCGACUCAUCUGGACGCCAACUGACGGAGGAGACGGUCAGGAGGCUCUGGUGAAUGGGAACCUUAACACGUACCUGAUCCGACGCCUCAGCCCGGACUCGGAGUACGAGGUGCUGCUAGCGGCCGUCUACGCAAACGAGGUCGAGAGUGACGAGGUCAUCCUGGUCGAGUCCACCGUUGAAAGAACCACCACCAUCGCCACCACCACCACCACCACAGCAGCUCCUCGGUUCGGGGUGAGGAACAUGAGGAUCGAUGAAGAAACCACCUACAGCCUGAGGGUGUCAUGGCAGCCGCUCGACUCCAGGAACCUCCGACAUUAUCGACUCAGCUACAUCAGCGCCAAGGGCGACCGGGCGGAGGAGACGAGGACGGUGCCCGGCGGACAGAGCAGCCUGGUGCUGCAGCCCCUGCUCUCAGACACCGAGUACAAAGUGGCCGUCACGCCCGUCUACCCGGACGGAGACGGACCGGCAGCGGCUCGAAUGGGACGAACACUUCCUCUGUCAGCCCCGAGGAACCUGCGCGUGUCAGAGGAGUGGUACAACCGCUUCAGGAUCAGCUGGGACGUCCCACCUUCCCCCACCAUGGGCUACAGAGUCGUGUACCAGCCGUUAUCUGCCCCCGGGCCGGCUCUGGAGACGUUCGUGGGCGAGGACGUGAACACGAUGCUGAUCGUCAACCUGCUGAGUGGGACGGAGUACAGCGUCAAGGUCAUCGCCUCGUACACCACAGGGUCCAGUGACGCCCUGUCGGGGAAGGCCAAGACCCUGGACCUGAGGGUGACCAGCCUGAGUGCGUACCAGGUGAGGAUGACGGGGGUGUGCGCCCAGUGGCAGCCGCACCGACACGCCAGCGCCUACCGGGUGGGGAUCGAGUCCCUCCUCAACGGACAGAAGCAGGAGACCAAGCUGAGCGGGGGGGCCAGUCGACACUGUUUCAACAACCUGAAGCCCAACACGCAGUACAAGAUCAGUGUGUACGCUCAGCUGCAGGACGGCAGCGAGGGACCGGCAGUCACCGCUGUGGAGAAGACACUACCUGUCCCGACUCCGGCGCCAACCAGGCCCCCCACCACCACCGCCCUACCCACAAUCCCCCCGGCUAAAGAAGUCUGCAAAGCAGCCAAAGCCGACCUGGUCUUCCUGGUGGACGGCUCGUGGAGCAUCGGGGACGAGAGCUUCCUGAAGAUCAUCCGCUUCCUGUCCAGCACGACCGGAGCUCUGGACGUGAUCGGGCCGGACGGAACUCAGGUGGCCAUGGUCCAGUUCAGUGAUGACGCUCGCACUGAGUUCAAGCUCAACUCGUACGGAGACAAGGAGCGGCUGCUGGACGCCAUCAACAGGAUCUCCUACAAGGGAGGAAACACGAAGACGGGUCGAGCCAUCCAACACGUGAAGGACAAGAUCUUCACGGUGGAGGGCGGAGUCAGGAGGGGAAUCCCCAACGUCCUCGUGGUCCUCACAGACGGACGCUCCCAGGACGAUGUCAACAAGGUGUCCAAGGAGAUGCAGAUGGAAGGUUACAUCGUGUUUGCGAUCGGCUUCUCUGACGCAGACUACGGCGAGCUGGUGAGCAUCGCCAGCUCGCCCAGCGACCGACACGUGUUCUUCGUGGACGACCUGGACGCCUUCAAGAAGAUCGAGGAGAAGCUGGUGACCUUCGUGUGCGAGGCCGCCACCGCCACUUGUCCUUCGGUACCAAUGAGUGGCAGCACAACACCAGGCUUCCGGAUGAUGGAGCUGUUCGGCCUGGUGGAGAACCGGUACAGCAGCGUCUCCGGUGUCUCUCUGGUUCCCGGGACCUUCAACACGUUCCCGUGUUUCCAUCUUCACGCCGACGCCCUGCUGGCGCAGCCGACCAGGUUCCUCCACCCUGAGGGCCUCCCCUCCGACUACACCAUCAGCCUGCUGUUCAGACUCCUGCCCCGCACCCCCGAGGAGCCCUUCGCCCUGUGGGAGAUCCUGAACAAGAACAACGAGCCGCUGGUGGGAGUCAUCCUGGACAACGGAGGAAAGACGCUGACGUUCUUCAACCACGACUACAGAGGAGCGUUUCAGACGGUGACGUUCGAGGGGACGGAGAUCCAGAAGCUCUUCUACGGGAGCUUCCAUAAGCUUCACAUCGCCAUCAGCAAGACCAGCGCCCGAGUGGUGAUCGACUGCAAGAUGGUGGAGGAGAAGUCCAUCAGCGCCGCGGGGAACAUCACCACCGACGGGCUGGAGGUUCUGGGCCGGAUGGUUCGUUCCAGAGGGAACAAGGACAACUCUGCACCGUUCCAGCUGCAGAGCUUCGACAUCGUGUGCAGCACGUCCUGGGCCAACAGGGACAAGUGCUGCGAGCUCCCCGGUCUGAGGAAAGAGGUCGACUGUCCGGCUCUACCCAAAUCCUGCACCUGCACCCAGGACAGCAAAGGACCCCCCGGCCCCACUGGACCCCCAGGAGGCCCUGGAAUCAGAGGAGCCCGAGGUGAUCGUGGAGAGCCAGGCCCGGUGGGGCUGACUGGUCCAGUAGGCGAUGCUGGUGUCCCAGGACCUCAGGGGCCCCCGGGACCACAAGGACACAGCGGACGCUCCAUCAUCGGACAACCAGGGGCGCCAGGAGAGAGAGGGCAGAAAGGUGAGGCUGGACAACAGGGCAUACAGGGAGUGGCUGGUCGAGCUGGAGCUACAGGCAGAGAAGGACCACCAGGACCCAGAGGCCUCACAGGGAAAGACGGCCUGCAGGGCAGAGCGGGGCCCCCGGGCACCAUCGGGACGCCAGGGGCCCCGGGGGCCCCGGGAAGCACCGGCGCUGCAGGAAAACAGGGCGAGCUGGGACCUCCGGGUUCUACCGGAGGCAAGGGAGAGAAAGGUGAACGGGGCGACCUGCAGUCCUCGGCGUCGGUUCAGGCCAUCGCCCGGCAGGUGUGUGAGCAGCUGAUCCAGAGCCACAUGGCGCGGUACAACUCCAUCCUGAACCACGUGCCCAGUCCGCCGGUGUCCAUCCGCACCGUGCCAGGGCCCCCUGGGGAGCCCGGCCGCCAGGGAACCCCGGGGACCCAGGGAGAGCAGGGGCCGUCAGGCAGACCCGGAUUCCCAGGACAGAACGGGCAGAACGGGCAGCCUGGAGAGAGAGGUCAACCAGGAGAGAAGGGGGAGAAGGGAUCUUUAGGAGUCGGAGUCCAAGGCCCCCGAGGACCCGCAGGACCCCCUGGUCCUCAGGGUCAGGGCAGACAAGGGAACCAGGGUCCGUCAGGGCGGCCGGGGAACCCUGGGGCCUCCGGUCGGCCUGGGGUCCCUGGUCCUGUCGGCCCUUCGGGGCCCCCGGGGUACUGUGACCCCAACUCCUGUGUGGGCUACAACGUAGGAGACGGUGAGGAUGACCCUCACGGCGGCGCUGUCCCCGCAGUGCAACUGCCGUCCAAUGUCUUCCAGAACUACGGCGAGGCCGAUGAGGACGACCCGUACCGCUACUACCAGCCCAACUACCCGCCCCCCCGACCCGUGCAGCCUGAAGACCCCGCCUUCGCCGAGGACGCCAUCGAGCUGACGUCGCCCGGCGUCCGGCGCAGCGCACGGAGCCUGGAGGGGGAGGAGCUGAGGGCGGGGCCCAAGAGGAGGCUCAAGAGGGGAGGGACUAACUAACUGAGCGGAGGUGAUUGGAGGACAGAGGGCCACUAGCUGUUUCUGAUUGGACGGUUUGGAGCCCUCAUGGACUAAUCAACAAGUGCCUGACGUGGAGGGUUUGAUACGGACAUCGGGGGGGGGGGGGGGGGGGUUGACGUGUCUCCAUGGAACGAGCAGCGACUGAUUCUGUCUUCACUUCCAAAACGUCUCGAGCAUCAGCUGAUUAUUGACCUGGCGUUCGGAAUCUUCAGUGAGGAUUGUGUCGUGUUGUGUUAAUUCAGUGCAACACAACAACGAACCGACACACGACAUGUUUGUGUGACAGCAGACAUGACGUCAGGUGUAGCUACACACUCGAUUAAACACAAAAUAAAUUAUACUAUUAAUAAUAUACUGAUAAUACAAUUUUCUGACUUUAUCGACACACACACAUUGUCACACACUUUUCUGUAUCUCAGUUGUGCUAACAGCUCACGUUGUUCACUUUGAAAUAAAAAGUUUAGACACAAAGUCAUGUAUCGGCAAUAUUUAUAAUGAAAUAUAAGUUAAUCUUUUCAUAACAAACCCAGUUUUCAUCAGUAAAACACAAUCUGCUGUUUGAUUUGAACUCUAAUUAAAGAUGGACGACCUCACAGCUCCCAGAAGGUGAAGUCAGAUUUUAAAGCUUCUCCUCCACGUUGGUAGAUGGGACAUAAAUAAAGAUGGUUUCUGUCAUUUCAGGUCGUUCUGAUCUCACUGAUGUUUGUUCAAGAUAUAAAAAUAGACUGAGACGUCAUGAUUGACAGCUGAGACUAACUCAGGAUUGGUCGAGCAAGUGUGUGUGUGUGUGUGGGGGGGGGGUCACUGCUGCACUGCAGUCAGAAGCACUCGAUGGCCGUGCUCAGAUACUUUGGCUUCAUUUUUAUCGGAGGAGGUGGAAACGUGUCGUCCAACUUUAUUUAAAGUCCAUGUUUGUGACAAAGCCCAAAAUAUCAAAGAUCUUUUAUAAAAACUAAGACUGAAAAUCGGAGUUUCUUUUACGUCUGUUUUUAGAUUCCAACGUUUGCAGCUCGUUAGAAAACAGUAAAAAGUGUUAUGUCAGUUAUUUUGCAUGGUUUGGUUCUUUCCCUUUUUCCUGUGAUGUAUGUUUCUUUAGUUCCCUGGAGCCACACACACAUUUUACUGUUUGGUAUAAAACCACUUCAUGUCCCACGUGUGCAGUUGUUGUCGCAGUGUGAAGCUGGUGUCGCUCUGUUCCUGAGAAGAACGGAGUUGUAAAGACAAACGCUAACAGCUCAACAUAUGAGAGUUAUUAUCAUAUUUCUUUGUAAAAGUGUUUCUGUCGUUUCUGGAUGUUGAACCAGCCGAGGCUCAUUUCAGUGUGACAGCUGUUUCCCUGUUUGUCUGGAUUCUGUUUUCCUAUCUUUGGAUUUUGUUCAUCAUGAAGCUUUGAUUUCAUUUGAGCCUCCAUCUGUCCGGCUCUCGGUUAAUAUUUCACAUUUUAUGCAGAAAGCAGAGCCGUAGACAUUGUGCUCUAUUGGAAGCUGAACGUCUUCAGUUGCAUCUAUUCCUUUGAUUUGAUGCAUUUGUUUCACUGCUGGAGACCAGUCGUCUGAGCAGCUCCAGUUAUUGGAAGAAGCUGCGCCUCAUUUAUUUACUUCUUGAAAUGUGUUUUUCUUUUGCUCAUUGUGUGUUGACGUGGUCGUGUCGCUGAGGCCUCCGGUCCGAGAGGAGCUGACACAUGUCCUCCUCGGACCAGCUUCUGGAACAAUACAAAAUCAACGAGGGAAUUCAUUUUUUACUUGGAAUUGAUUUUCUCAGAACAAUAAAACUGAAGUACAACCCUGA